GAGGCUUUCAGUUUCACUCAAAAAACGGUGCUUGUAGUUCCGCGGCCCGCUCUUUGCUGCGACAUUACUUCGUGUUAGAGCUAAGUAUGGGUGUUUAAGGACCAUGAUAGCGGCCACCUCAGCAACGAGCGCGGCCCCAACAGCGGUCGGGGCCCAAAGUUUCGACGUCGAUGGUUCAGCCCGGCCGACAGGCUGGCGGGACCUCACGCGUGACCUCAUCACUCGCAUCGCAAGCUACGCACAUCCAAACGACGUGUCUGGCGGUCUCAAGCUGCUCAACGUUGAGACGGCCAGCUGCCUGCGAGGGUACCGGCGGCUGGGCCUGGCAGCACCCCCCCUGCCGUGGCCCGGGCACGACCUGCCCCCGCGUGCGCAGCAGCCCUGGCCGGGCGACGCGUUCUUGCGGCACUGGAGCAAACCCGAGCCCUGGCGUGCCCUGAACUUGCGGGAGCGGCGCCGGCUGCUUUACCUGGCGGCGUCUAGUGGUCAUGCCGCCAGCCUGGCUGCAGCGGUGGCGCACUGCGGCUGCGCGCUGGACGUGCAUGCGCUGGAGAGCGCGGCGGCCGUCGGUGACGUCGAGGCCUGCGACACACUGGUGAAAGCAGGCUGCGAAUGGGGGCAGUCCGCGCUUGCCGCCGCCGCGGCCACGGGCCAUCUGCCUGUUUGCAGCUACCUGUGGGCCGCUGGGCUGCGCCCCGCGCCCGUCAGGAACAACCGCUCAGCCGUGGUGGAGGCGGCCUGCCGCGGCGGCCACAUGCACGUGUUCGACUGGCUAGAGGAGGUGGGCUACAUACGCGUGCUGGCACCUGCAGAGCCCCCGCCCGCGCCCACACCGCCGGCACCCCCGCCCUCCCCAGCUGCACGUGCUGCUUCUGUCUCAGCCGGUAUCACCAAGCGAGCUGCCAGCACCCGCGCUUCAGCCCCCAGCACCGAUGCCCGCAGGUCCGCUGCCCGCGAGGCGCCCCCCUACCUCCACGCGUUUGCGGCGCUCAUGGCAGCGUCCCGCGGCCACACAGCCCUGCUGCACCGCCUGCUGCGUUUUGGCCGCGGCCGUCACAGUGACAUGACAGAGGACGACGACGCCAGCCGCGGCUGCGAUGACGUGGGCCGGCAGCUGGACGGCGUGGCGGGGCCGCACCGGCAGGGCCUGCUGCUGGCGUAUGCGUCCGGCUGCACGGCUGAGGAGUUUGAGGCCGUGUAUGAUGAGUACCUCCAGUACGAGUGGGGCCGCGGCAACGGCGGCCUGGCGCUGGGGGAGCUGUGCUCGGCGCUGCUGCAGCGCGCGGCCAGCAGCCUCCGCCCCGACGGCAGCUGGGCGCUCAAGGUGGACCUCGUCCUAGCACGGCUGCGGGAGCGCAUGGGCGGAGUGGACGCGGCAGCAGCAGUCGGGCGGGGCGCAGGCGCAGGCACAGGAGGAGGCGCAGGCGCAGGCGCAGGCGUACUACUGCGAGCGGCAGGCGCCGGCUGGGAGCCGGGGCCGGGGGUCGGCGAGGAGGGCUCGUGGAGCGUGUGGGUGGGCGCGGCCGAGCACUGGCACCCGGAGGAAGUGGAGCGGCGCAUGCGCUUCCUUGUGUCACGGGGCCUGCAGCCAAGCCCUGGCGCACUGAGGGCUGCGGCGGCCCGGGGCAGCGUGGGGGCGGUGGUGUUUCUCCUCAACGAGUACGGACUACAACUGACACCCGCGCUCAGUGAAGAGGCCGCCCGCUGCGGCAGGCUGGCUGUGAUUCGGGCGCUGCCGGCGUGGCACGACCUGCCCCACAAUGACGAGAUGCACAGGCGGCUGGUGAGUUCAGCACUGGCGGGUGUGCGCCGGGCCAAUCUGGCUGGCGCAGGCGAUGUAAAUUACGGAUGCGUCUACGGCUGCGGCUGCAGCCCGCAGCAAGGCACUGGCACCGAGGUCACGCAGGUGCUGAGGCGGCUGGUGCUGGACCGGGUGGCGGAGGCCGGCGGCAGCUGUGGAGGGAGAGGCGGGGGCGGAGGUGGAAGCGGCGGAGGCGAAGGCGAAGGCGCAGGCGGGGGCAGGGCCAACGGCAGCGGCAAGGGAGGCGGCGACAGCAGCCUUUCGGAGCCGGGCCUUCACGGCGGCGUGGGCCAGGAUGGCGGGACCAUCAGCCUGCCGCCGUGGGCCCCAAGCCCGCCGCGCUACCAGAGCGCGGAGCACUGGCUGCACAUGUUUGAAGAGGCCUGCGGCUCGGGCGUGAGCGACACAGCGAUCCUAGCGCAGCUGCUGUCGUGGGCGGGCCUGUCGGGUCCGGUGCAGCCGGCAGCAGCAGGCGCGGCUGCAGCUGGCGCAGCUGCGGACGAGGAGGAGGACGACUGCAGGGUGCUGACGGUGACGCGCGUGGUCAACAGCAUGCUGGCAGCCGGCUCCGAGACGGCGGUGCUGUGGGCUGCGAGGCGGCUGCGGGAGCUGGGUUGCCACCCCGGGCCGCCCCUGACGCUGCUCCAGCUGUGGGCGGCGGCGCUGGGAGGCAACUUCGCCGCAGUGCGCGCCGCCUGUGCUGCCGGCCUGGGCCGCAUGCCUGACUGGCUGCCUGACUGCGCCUACCAGGUCGGCCGGCAGCCAACAGGCCAUGUGGUGUGGGCCCUGCGGUUCCUGUUGGAUGAGCCCGGCUGUCGUGGCGCGCCGUCCUGGAGAAAGCUGUGGCGGCGACUGCGGGCGGCACAAGAAGGACGGGUGCGGGAGCUACAGCUGACACCGGCACAGGUGGAUUGGCUGCGGCGGCGGCAGGAGCGGCAGGCGCAGGCGCGCGGGCGGGCGGCGCGGCAGGCGGCGGGGCGGAUGCUGUGCGGUGUGGGAGAUGUGCUCCGGCGCGUGUGUGGAGUGCGUGGGGCAGAUGGCAGUAGUUUUGAAGACGGCGGGGACAGCGAUGAGGAGGACAGUAAAUAGGUCGCCCCGCAUGGCUCCCGUGGCGGCCCCCACGUGCGUGCUGGUGGCAUCCGUGUACGGCGGCGCUCUGACACCGGACGCAGCGGCCAAGGCCAUUAAGGCCGCGUCGACGGUGCCGCCACAGCGGUUCUGCCUGGAGGGUGUCAAGGUUGAGCCGACGGGGUUGAAGGCCGCUGACAUGCGCCAUCACCGUUCUGGUAUAACUCCGCUACCGGGCACCAGCGCAAUACCAUGCCUCAAGACAUGGGGCCGGAAAAUGUUCCAACGGAAACGGACGGCAGGGCUGCGAAAUGUUAUACCGGUCGGCUGCACAGUGGCAGUCGCUGGCUUGGCUGCUUGUGUGUGCAAUGGGACAGGGUUGAAGCGGGUUGGCGAGGUUUCAUAGGGUGCAGCUGACGCCCAUACCCCAAGCAGACGGCAAACACCUGCCUUGCACCCUGUCCCAUCACACACCCAAGCAGACGGCGAACAAUUUGCAGCGGCAGAGCAGAAGUGCAUGGCUGGUCAAACGCCGGAGUUACUGUACUGGCUUGGCUGCUUGUGUGCAGCGCUCGUAUCUUAC
Molecule: messenger RNA, 3452 nt
Organism: Chlamydomonas reinhardtii
Lineage: Eukaryota; Viridiplantae; Chlorophyta; Chlorophyceae; Chlamydomonadales; Chlamydomonadaceae
Exons: 3
Coding region: 104-2890 (928 amino acids)
Biological process (GO): ceramide biosynthetic process; sphingolipid catabolic process
Cellular component (GO): endoplasmic reticulum; cell periphery; membrane
Molecular function (GO): glycerophospholipase activity
Source: RefSeq, a predicted model, not a curated record